Molecule: messenger RNA, 193 nt
Organism: Eimeria tenella
Lineage: Eukaryota; Apicomplexa; Conoidasida; Eucoccidiorida; Eimeriidae
Exons: 3
Source: RefSeq, a predicted model, not a curated record
AUGAAACAUGGUUUCGGUUAUGUUUCGGGUUUUGCUGCAGCCCAAGUACGAAGAAUGGUGCAGAGCCCAGCAGCAGCAGCAGCAGCAGCAGCAGCAGUAGCAGCAGCAGCACUGUCUCCCUUGCUGCAGCGCAGCAAGCCAUGCAGCACCCCAACCAGGCCGUGCGAAAGCGAGCUCUGGAAGUCAUUGACAA